AUGACCUACCCCUGGGUUGACAAGGAGGCUCCCAUAUGCUCCAACCAAACACUAUGCCCUCGAAACCCCAACUACACCUGGGACGAUUACCUCGAUUGCCUCCUCAAUAAGGGCGUCAAGAAUUUCGUGCUCGGCGGCCUCAUGAUGGUGGGGAGUGACAUCUGGUUCGUCAUCGAGUUCAAAUCACCGAGCCGAUGGAGUAAAUCUGGGUUCAUGGCUCUGAGGGAGAAAGUACGAGCUCGAGGUGGCAGGAUACUGGGUGACGUGAUCGAUGCGCAAUACGGGUAUGGCGAGCCUUUCAACAAGACGCGCUUUCGCCAGAAUGCUGCCAAGUUCGUGGAGUACUUCCCCGUCGACGGCUUCAGGAUAGCGGAUUUCCUCCCCUAUUCUGAUCAGACCCCCCAACAUGUGAAGGAGGCCUUGGAGGCUAUCAAUGAACUGAAGUUGAUUUCUUCAAUCCGGUUGACGCCUGAGAAGUUAGAUGUGUUCGCGAAGGCCAAAUUGGGAGGGAUCGCCGAUACCACCUUCGUUUCAUUAUGGCCACGAUAUGAUGACAAAAACGAUACGGCCGCGUUCAACACGGACGCAUUUGCCAAGCAAACCAUCCUAAACGCCUCGGCGGCUGGCGUGGAUCUCGGCAAAAUUGUUCUACAA
Messenger RNA from Perkinsus marinus ATCC 50983, 654 nucleotides. RefSeq lists its product as hypothetical. The annotation marks the transcript as partial. NCBI's taxonomy places the organism in Eukaryota, Perkinsozoa, Perkinsida, Perkinsidae. The record is from RefSeq and is a predicted model, not a curated record. The transcript is spliced from 2 exons.